Molecule: messenger RNA, 2478 nt
Organism: Dovyalis caffra
Lineage: Eukaryota; Viridiplantae; Streptophyta; Magnoliopsida; Malpighiales; Salicaceae
Source: the annotation of a GenBank genome assembly
AUGAUGGCAGAGGAUCUCGGCAUCGAAGCGAAAGAAACCUCCGUGCGUGAGGUGGCGAAGCUGUUACCGCUUCCAGAACUCUUGCAAUCCAUUGCAUCUAUUAAAGCCGAUUACAUCACUCGCCAACAAGCUAACGACGCGCAACUUAGUACAAUGGUAGCAGAGCAGGUGGAACAAGCAGAAUCUGGAUUGGAAUCGCUGUCCUUGUCGCAGAAGACGAUAAAUCAGCUACGAGAGAACUUCAUUUCUAUUGAAAAGUUAUGUCAAGAAUGCCAAACUUUGAUUGAGAAUCAUGAUCAGAUAAAGCUACUUAGCAAUGCAAGGAACAAUCUUAACACUACUUUGAAGGAUGUUGAGGGUAUGAUGUCGAUAUCUGUUGAAGCAGCAGAGGCACGGGAUUCAUUGAGUGAUGAUAGAGAAAUUGUUAAUACUUAUGAGAGGUUAACUGCACUUGAUGGGAAGCGAAGGUUUGCAUUAGCAGCUGCAGGAUCUCACAAAGAGGAGGUUGGCAGAUUAAGAGAAUAUUUUGAAGAUGUAGAUCGCACAUGGGAAACCUUUGAAAAGACUUUAUGGGGACACAUUUCCAACUUCUUUAAACUUUCUAAAGAGAGCCCGCAAACACUUGUUCGUUCGUUAAGGUAUGUUUCUGACAAGCCUUUCAGGCUUCUCUCUUUUGCUAUUGUAUCCCCUUUUCGCUUCUCUAGGGUUGUGGAAAUGCAAGAAAUUCUUGAUGAACAAGUUGCUGAGGAGGCAGCUGAGGCUGAGGGAGGUGGUGCAAUGGCAACUGUUGCAAAUCCUCGCAGAUCUGCCAAGAAAUCCACUACCACAGCAGUUUCUUCCAGAAACCUCACGCAACAGAAGUUGAAGAGUCAGGGAAAAGGUUUUAAGGAUAAAUGUUAUGAGCAUAUAAGAAAGUCAGUUGAAGGACGGUUCAACAAGCUUCUAACAGAGCUUGUAUUUGAAGACCUCAAAGCUGCCUUAGAAGAAGCUCGAACAAUUGGUGAAGAGCUUGGUGAUAUUUAUGACUAUGUGGCCCCAUGUUUUCCCCCAAGAUAUGAAAUAUUCCAUCUCAUGGUAAACCUAUAUACCGAGAGGUUUAUUCAAAUGCUCAGAUUGUUGAGUGACAGGGCAAAUGAGUUAUCAAAUAUAGAGAUUUUAAAGGUAACCGGUUGGGUAGUUGAAUAUCAAGAUAAUCUGGUAGGACUUGGCGUUGAUGAGUCUCUUGCUCAAGUCUGUUCCGAGAGUGGAGCCAUGGAUCCCCUUAUGAAUUCAUAUGUCGAGAGAAUGCAAGCUACAACAAGGAAAUGGUACUUAAAUAUCCUAGAAGCUGAUAAGGUACAGCCACCAAAGAAAACAGACGAUGGAAAGCUGUAUACACCAGCUGCUGUUGAUCUGUUUAGGAUCCUUGGGGAGCAAGUUCAGAUUGUUAGGGAUAAUAGCACAGAUGUCAUGCUAUACAGGAUUUCUUUGGCUAUAAUUCAGGCAAGUGUGAUGAUAGAUUUUCAAGCUGCUGAAAGGAAGAGGCUUGAGGAACCUGCUUCAGAAAUUGGUCUGGAACCUAUAUGUGCAAUGAUAAAUAACAACCUGCGCUGCUAUGACCUUGCAAUGGAGUUGAGUAACAGCACCAUGGAAGCACUACCACAAAACUAUGCUGAGCAGGUUAAUUUUGAAGAUACUUGCAAAGGUUUUCUAGAGGUUGCUAAGGAAGCCGUGCAUCUAACUGUUAGGGUUAUCUUUGAAGAUCCUGGAGUGCAGGAGUUAAUUGUCAAGCUUUAUCAUAAAGAUAUUAACUCUUCCAAUUUUCUUAAUGCAUUUGAUCCUUCUGAUAUUGCCUCUAAGCAUUUACCUCGCAUUUCAGAGUGGUCUGAAGGACAGGUCACCGAGUACCUAGUUGCAACAUUUGGAGAUUAUUUUACAGACGUAAAGUUGCUGGGACUAGAGGUUGGGUUUCAGCCUGCUAAUGUAAGGGAAAGUGUUUGGAAUAUCACAAGGUAUAUUGAAGAAAGAUCAUUUAGGAGAUUUGUUGAAGCUUGUCUUGAGGAGACAGUGGUGGUUUACGUUGAUCACCUUCUGACUCAGAGAAACUACAUCAAAGAAGAGACAAUAGAACGGAUGAGGCUAGAUGAAGAGGUUAUUAUGGACUUCUUCAGGGAGUAUAUCAGUGUGUCUAAAGUAGAAAGUAGAGUCAGGAUACUGGGUGAUUUAAGAGAACUUGCUUCAGCAGAGAGUUUGGAUACCUUCACACUCAUCUAUACAAAUAUUCUUGAACAUCAACCCGACUGCCCGCCUGAAGUAGUUGAAAAGCUUGUUGCACUGCGAGAAGGCAUACCACGGAAGGAUGCGAAAGAGGUUGUACAAGAAUGCAAAGAGAUUUAUGAGAAUUCACUUGAUGGAAACCCCGCAAGGGCCGGUUUUCUCUUUCCAAGGGUGAAGUGCUUGGCAUCUUCCAAAGGAUCUCUCUGGCGAAAGCUCACUUAA